GCGAGGUAACUCUUGAGCUAAAUGAUGACGUCUGCUACGCUUCAAACAGCCGGAGUCACGGAACAUGCGGAUCUGUAGCUUUGUUUUUGUCUUCUUUGCACUCUUUCAGGGAAAACAUGCUACCAUAUAUGACAAAAUAGAUAUCGGUUACUAUAGGGAAAAGGUGAAACAGAUGUUCUAUCAUGCUUACAACGGUUACAUUGAACAUGCAUAUCCUUAUGAUGAGUUACGACCACUGACAUGUGAUGGCCAUGAUACAUGGGGAAGCUACUCAUUGACACUGAUUGAUGCAUUGGACACUCUUGCAGUGAUGGGCAACAACACUGAGUUUCGCCGAGUGUCUUAUCUGCUGAUUGAAAAAGCAGAAAGCUUUUUUGAUAUGGACAUCAAUGUCUCUGUCUUUGAGACUAAUAUCAGAGUAGUAGGAGGACUACUCUCAGCGCAUUUGAUGAUGAAAAGGGCAGGAAUGCUUCUUGAGCCAGGGUGGCCAUGUUCUGGGCCUCUUCUACGCAUGGCUGAAAACAUUGCUCGCAAGCUUCUUCCAGCCUUCGAUACUCCCACUGGCAUGCCGUAUGGGACUGUUAAUCUUCGCCAUGGUGUUCCUAAAGGUGAGACAACAGUCACAUGCACUGCUGGAGUUGGGACAUUCAUUGUGGAGUUUGGAACUCUAAGCAGACUGACUGGGGAUCCAAUCUUUGAAAAAGUUGCCAUGAAAGCCAUAAAGGCUCUCUGGAAUCAUCGUUCUCCCUUGAACCUGCUUGGUAAUCAUGUGGAUGUAAGUACUGGAAAGUGGACAGCACUUGAUUCUGGAAUUGGAGGUGGUGUAGAUUCCUACUUUGAAUAUCUUGUAAAAGGUGCCAUUAUGUUUGAUAAUUCAGAGCUUCUUGAGAUGUUCAGAGUAUAUGAGCAGAGCAUAGUGCAGCAUCUGAAGAGAGAUGACUGGUACAUGUGGGCUAACAUGAAGAAAGGUGGCAUAACUCUGCCUCUCUUCACUUCUUUGGAUGCAUACUGGCCAGGCAUUCAGAGCAUGCUUGGCGAUUUGGAUAGUGCCAUGAAGACCAUACACAACUUCCACCAGGUAUGGCAGCAGUUUGGUGCUACCCCAGAGUUUUACAACAUUCCAAAAGCUGAAGUACAUCAGGGAAGAGAAAGUUAUCCCUUGCGUCCAGAACUGAUAGAAAGUACAGUUUAUCUGUACCGUGCAACACGUGACCCCUUUCUUCUGAAAAUGGGAGUUGACAUGGUAGAGUCCAUUGAACAUGUUGCUCGCACCAAAUGUGGUUAUGCUACGGUAAAAGAUGUGCGAGACCAUCGCCUCGAAAAUCGCAUGGAAUCUUUCUUCUUGGCAGAGACAACAAAGUAUUUAUAUCUUUUAUUUGAUCAGGACAACUUCCUACACAACAGUGGUGGACAUGCCACUUUGGUGCACACACCUAAUGGAGACUGUGUGCUGGAUGCAGGAGGCUACAUUUUCAACACAGAAGCUCAUCCUAUUGAUCUGGCAGCAGUCCAUUGCUGCAGUGCACAAAAGAAGGAGGAAGAGAAAGUUUUGCAGGAGUUCCAUGACAGCCUGAAUAUUUUGGAACUUCUAGAUAUCGUCAACACCAUGGAUGUCAAAAAGAUUGGCAAAAAGCUCAAGAAAAGAAAGAGAAAACUGAAUGAUGUUCCCCAGUAUGUGAUGCCCCCAGAGCCUUUCAAAGAAGAAAUGCUGCAGAAUGUUACUCAUGUCUUAGUAGAGAACAUGACAGUAUCCCAUCACAUAAAUACAUCCUUGUCUGAGGGAGAGCAAUUAGUGACAAGAGAUGUCCCUUCAGAUGCUGAACUGAGACCAGAAGGCAUUUUAUCAGAGCCAGUCUCUGACAAAGUGAAAUCUGAACAUGACACAGCCUAUGGAAACUUGCAAACACAUGAGGUAUUACCUACAGAAUCUACACUGAAGACUGAUAUGCAGCCUCCAGUGGUUGAAUCAAGCCAGCCUAGCACAGAUUUGACACAUGGUAUCAAAGUGAACAGCCAGGAGGUAAUAACAAAAACAGGGCGCAAAAAACAAACUUUUGAGCUUGCUCAGCAACUCCUGGACCUGUUAUCUACAGUGACCAACAAGGGGUCAGAAGCAGAAAUAAAAAGACCAAAUGUGGCAGAUUUGUAUGAAACUAUGGCAAAUUAUUCCUUGGUGUACAUGCAUAAACCAAACCUCAUGCGCUGCCCAGCUCAGCCCUUUCAUGCCAGACUUUCUGUGUGGGGUGAAUUUUUUGAAGAUAAUACACCAGUGUAGAAAAGUUUCAGUGAAUAAAAAAAAGAAACCCAUUUUACAUUGUGCCUUCCGCUAUUUUGAUCAAUGUUCCAUAGAUUUUCAUAAAACAUCUCUGUAAACAGGGUCAUGAAAAUGUGAAAAGAAAUCCACAAAUAAUAUUCAGCAAUGAUUAUGCAAAUUUUCGAAUUGAUCUACAACAAAGAACUUAUCUUCCUGGAGAGAGUUGUGACAUUUGCUGGCGAUACAGAAAAAUAUGUAAACAACCAAACAAAUCAUUUUUUUCUUUGCCAUAGUGAAACAAUAUGUGAAAUCAUGAAUAAAUAAUUGAGACUGUCAAAA
This is a messenger RNA of Pomacea canaliculata, 2593 nucleotides long. RefSeq names its product ER degradation-enhancing alpha-mannosidase-like protein 2. NCBI's taxonomy places the organism in Eukaryota, Metazoa, Mollusca, Gastropoda, Architaenioglossa, Ampullariidae. The record is from RefSeq and is a predicted model, not a curated record. Gene Ontology annotation, cellular component: endoplasmic reticulum; membrane. Gene Ontology annotation, molecular function: calcium ion binding; mannosyl-oligosaccharide 1,2-alpha-mannosidase activity. Gene Ontology annotation, biological process: endoplasmic reticulum mannose trimming; carbohydrate metabolic process; mannose trimming involved in glycoprotein ERAD pathway.